AUGGCACACCUGCCCCAGCAGCGGGAUCAGGCAGGCAAUUUCGUGCCCAACACCAUCCUCCCCCCACGCCUGGCGCCUCCGGACCAGCUAUCACCGAUGGGCUCGGCCAAUGCUCAUGUGUUGUCUGCGGGACACGACUUCCCCGGUGUAGCACGCUCCCACGCAUCCAACGGCCUGGUCCAGGCUCUUGUGUCACCACUCACGACCAACCCGGCCGAUGGUGGGAGUGAUGGCGGCGGCGGCGGCGUCAGUGGUGGUGGUGAUGGUGGUGGUGGUGGUGGUGGCAGUGGUGGUGGCGGCGGCAGUGGCGACAGUGGAGUCGGCGGCAACGGCAGCAACACCAGCAACACCAGCAACACCAGCAACAGCGACGGCAGUGGCGACGGCAGCGGCAUCGGACCUGGCAGCCACAACAAUGGCUUCUCCCACAUCAUGGACCACCCGGGAGCAGACAUUAUUUCUGCCAGCAUCUCCAAUGCGCAGAUUUAUCAGCUGCCAAGGCAGCAAGCCGUCUGGCCAUCAAGUGGCAAUUUCUCCCUGGUUCCGGAGCAAACCGUGGACCAGCAUCAUCUCCAGCAGCGCCAGCAGCAUUCUCAUCACCAUCACCAGCAGGCACAGCAGGCACAGCAGCAGCAGGCACAGCAGCAGCAGGCACAUCAGCAGCAGGCACAUCAGCAGCAGCAGCAGCAGCAGCAGCAACAGGCACAUCAGCAGCAACAACACCAGCAACCGCCGCCGCCGCCGCCGCCGCCACAGCAGCACCAACACCAACACCAACACCCACACCAACAGCAGCAGCAGCAGCAGCAGCAGCAGCAGCAGCAGCAGCAACAACUUUACAUCGCACACUCACACUCCUAUAGCGACCUGAAGCAGGAUUUUGAUUUGCCCCACGAGAUCCCACAGCAGCACCACCACCAACAGCAGCACCAACAUCAGCAUCAGCAACAGCAGCAGCCGCAUCACCAACACCACCACCACCACCACCGGCAGCAACAGCAACAGCAGCAACAGCAGCAGCAGCAGCAGCAACAGCAGCAGCAGCAACUCCAGCUCCAGCUCCAGCUUCAACGAUCCAAGCAACAGCAGGCUCAGCACUACCACAUGCCUUUUGUGUCCUCUGGGGCACAGCCGCCAGCACCACCUCUCCCCGCUCAACAGCAGCUGGGCUUGCAGUCGACACCCUCAGCAGCGCCAGCGGCGGAUAUACAAGGACCCGUUCCUCAGCACUCUGGGACGGGCCUAGCCCGGCAGCCUCACGACGCUUCCCUCGGUGAGUCUGGCUCCUUUCCGACCACCGGGUACUUUGUCGACCUCCAUGCAGGCAGGGUCGACUCCUCGGCCACACUCAGCGGCCAAGUUCCCCCCAGCUUGGGUCUACUCAUCCCCCGGCGUGCCCCCCUGGCUCCGGUGUAUGGGUCAGGCCCGGCGACUGUGGCGGCAGCUUCUUCCGCCAACACGGCGGCUAUGGCUGCGGCUGCGGCAGCAACCGCAGGGGCAGUCGCCAAUGAUCCCUCAAAGGCAGGCGAUCGGACUGCUGCGACCUCCCUGCCGGCCAUUCAGUACCGACUCCUGAUCCCUGGGCCUGAUGCCUUGACCAGGGCGGGCCAUUCGGGUGUCGAGCAGCAGCAUCUGCAACAGCCUCAUCACCAUUCUCACCAUCAUCCCUCGACACCGGCCCCCGUUACGUCGCUGGCCGCCGCAUCGGCCCCAGGUGGGGGGUCAUCCUUCAUUAGUUUCACGGCUGCGCUGGAACAGGCUCUGUCCCACCAGGAACCCAUCGGCACGCAUGAGUAUAUGCGCCGGGCCCGGCGGGUGAACCCCCGGUGCGUGCCCUUCACUGACCAGGAAAUCCUAGACGCUGUGGCUCAGCGCGGCGGCUUCAAUGUCAUCAACCGCAAGGGCUCGCGUGGCCUGUGGAAGCGCAUUGCUCGGGAUGACUUCCGCUGGUGCACGCAUCCGACCACGCGCCCGUGCAGUUGUGGGCAGAAUCUCAAGAACCGCUAUUUGCAGAUCCUCACCUCGCAAGAGGAGGGGGCAUUGUCAGGCGGCGGUGGGGACACCCCGGCCUCUGGCACGUCCGACACAAAUCCCCGCUUGGAUCUGUUCCGCAUCGAGCAUGUGGUGGUCACGCCAAUGCCCUCGGAGCCGGCGCCCAAGAAGAUCAAACUAGAAGACGGCACGCUCGUGGAUGCCGGUGGUAUCGAUGACUCGGCCACGCGUUCCUUUGACAGCGACUUGUCUGCCACCGGGUCAGAAAUGUCCCCUGGGCCCGGACUCGUGCGCGUUUGGCAGACCAAGCUCCCAGAGCGGGGCCUACUUACCUCGUUGCCGGUGAACAGCCUCCUGGAGCUCAGCAACUUGGAAAUUGGUGGCUUCCUCUUUUCCGAGCAUGUGGCAGCCAUCUGCCGCGGCGAGCAUCAGUCUCUCGGAGACAAGCCUUGCGUUGUCGGCAAAACAGGCUCCCCGCUGCACAUGGCCAACCCCAACCGCUCGGUCCGACUUGCUGCGUGGCCCUUCUUCGAGGUGCCAGUCCCUUUCUCCAAACAAUCGGCCCCGGCCCCGAAUGACUGUGCUCUGCAUUUGAAGAUUCUGUACGGCCGGCAAAAGCUCGAGUAUACAUUCGAGGUCUUCGGCCAGUUUUUCAAGAUGGCCAUGUCCUUCUCCUCAAUUUCCUCGAUCUCAAUCGAUCUCUCGCGCAACAUCCUGGCCUUCCAGCUGAAAAGCCAGCCGGAAUUCUGGUGUGACAGCUCGCCAGCUCCUGGGGCGUCGGCCGUCGCUCGCAAGACCGGCCGUGCAUAUGUGCGCUGCGAUGACUUCACUCGGGGACAGGCCUUCUUCUACCGAAUGAGCAUCCACUCCUUGACAACCCAGCUACCGCAGGGGGCCUUCCAGAAGCCAUUGCACUUGUCCCAAAUGCCGCCACCGAUGCAGGCGUUCCCUUCGCAGGGCAGUCCUCAUGCCCCUUUCCCCCCGGGCGUGCAGGCCCUCGCAGGAGGCUCUCAGCUCCAGCAGCAGACCCCCCUGCAGCACCUUUCUCGUCAGCAAUCACAUCAGCAGCAGACCAUACAUCACAUGGUCCUCCAGCAGCAGCAGCAGCAGCAGCAGCAGCAGCAAGCCAUGCACUCGGCCCAGUAUGCCCGGCGUGCUGAUGGCCAAUUACCCGCCGCUGCUUUGGCCAUUGUUGAUGAUAGCCAGAGGCAUCUGUUGCUUCAGAGUAUAAUACGUGACCAGGCGCCAGCAUCGGCCGGGCUUUCCGGUCGGUCGUCCAUGCCGUCCUCUGUGCUCGGGUCACCGACCGGUGGGCUGGAUCCCGGGUCGAGGAUGCAUACAUUUUUCCCCGGUGGUAAUAACGCCGGCAUUGCCAUGCACUCGGCUCCAAAUGGUCCGCAGCACGGCGGUAACGGGGCUGGCAACAGUCAGCACCACUCGCAAUAA
Fonticula alba is the source of this 3438-nucleotide messenger RNA. RefSeq lists its product as hypothetical. The transcript is spliced from 10 exons. Gene Ontology annotation, molecular function: transcription coactivator activity; chromatin DNA binding. NCBI's taxonomy places the organism in Eukaryota, Rotosphaerida, Fonticulaceae. The record is from RefSeq and is a predicted model, not a curated record. Bases 1 to 3438 code for a protein of 1145 amino acids.